AAUUUCAUGAAUUAUGUGAUGAUAUAUCUAAUACUGUUACGUUUUUUAAAGUAAAAGGGGAGAAUGAAAUUAUUGGCGGAUAUAAUCCUUUAAAAUGGAUGUCUUCUGAUGGAUCUUGGCAUAAAACUGAUGAAAGUUUUAUUUUUUCUUUUAAAAAUAAGGAUAUUAAUAAUGCAAUAAUUAGUGAUAUAGAAGAAACAAAUUGUGGCUUUUAUAAUGGCUUUCAAUAUGGUCCAUCCUUUGGCAAUGAUAUUAAUAUAUUUAAUUCUAACGAUCAAUUUGCAGAUUAUAAUAAUAUUAGUUAUUCGAAGCAACAUUAUAAAAAGAAGAUAAGAGAUUCUAGAGAAAUCGAAAUUAUAAACUAAUUUUUCUUUUUUUUUUACAUUACUGAAAUAAUUCCAUAGUUCCGUAGCUUGUAUUACGUUUAAUACUCG
This is a messenger RNA of Rhizophagus irregularis DAOM 181602=DAOM 197198, 434 nucleotides long. The record is from RefSeq and is a predicted model, not a curated record. NCBI's taxonomy places the organism in Eukaryota, Fungi, Glomeromycota, Glomeromycetes, Glomerales, Glomeraceae.